CUGAUUUUAUUCAAAUUAUUAUCACUCGUAUUUAUUACAAAAAUAAUUAGGUUCUAAGUUUUUUUUGGGAAAAAGUUUUUUAAGUUGGAAUAGUACUCCUCGUGGGAGAUUUCUUUUGGAACAAGAAUGCAUGUUUAAUAGGAUUUGAACGCAUAUUUUUAGUUUCCAAAGUUAACCAUAUACAUAUACAUGUCUCGCACUUUUCUUUUCCCCACACGGCAGAGUCCGAAGAUCUCUCUCUCUCUAGAUUUGUUUAAUUUCAAUGGAAAUCAUGAAGAACUCUCCUUUUAACGAUGCACCUAAAGAAGACUUUAUUAGCCAGCUGUCGGACGAUAUUCUUGCUUCAAUUCUUUCUCGCACGCCUACAAAAUUUGCCAUAACGACAAGCGUUUUGUCCAAGCGAUGGAAGAAGACCCUCGAGCUUAGGGGAGUCAAGAUUCUUCCUGGUUCAUUGGAGUCCGUUUUGUCUGCUUGUUUGAGCCUUCGCACGUUGUUCAUUGGCAAAUGUGAAGCGCCUUUCAAGUUGUGCUUCGGUGGCCCCACGUCAGGGGAUCUCAAACUCGAGAAUCUUAUAAUUGAAAAUUGUUGCGGCAUAGAGGAGAUUGAGAUAUAUGCCAAGGAUCUCAUAACGUUGGAGUUUCAAGACAAUAGAAUGGUUAGAUUUGUGUUUGGGCAUGCUCCAAGGUUGCAAAGUGUAUAUCUUUCCAUAGAAAGUGAAGAUAUCUUGGCCUAUGUGUUUGGAGGAUUCACUAAAAAUCUGCCUAGCCUUGAAUCCUUAUCUUUGGAUUCUAAAUGUAGCUUUUAUGAGGAGAGCAGGAGACUAAUGAGGAUUGGGGGGAUUGAGAAAUUGAAGAAUCUUAAGAGAUUAGAGUUGAAUUUGGUUUGCACCCCUAAUACUGAUCUGCUUGCACUUCAUCUGUUUUUGCAAAAUUGCCCUCUCCUACAAGAGUUGCACCUUGUCUCAAAGUCACCUCCAAUUAAUGGCCUUAUUUUCAAGGCAUGUCUUGCAAGAUCGGGAGAUGGAGGUGCGAAAGGGGCCGGAUUUCUUCAUUGUCACCCAAACUUGAAGAAGGCGAGUUUUAGCGGGUUCGAGGGAACGGAAAAUGAGAUGAAUUUUUCUUUGUAUAUAUUGAGAAGUGCAGUGGGACUAGAGGAAAUGGUGAUCAAUAGGUGUGGGAAGCAUUACAUGGGAUAUGGAAGGUGGAAGAAUGUGAGCAAAAAGCCAUGGAGUGAAGAGACUCAUCAAAUGAUUCAGAAUCAGUUGCUUGCCCAUAAUAAUGUUGGUUAUGGAUCUCUUCAAGUCCAUAUUCACAAUGCAUCUUAAUUUAGACCAUAUGUGUGGGAAGGUUGGGAUGAAAAGUAAAAUAAGAGUUUUGAUGACUUUAGCAAUAAUUAGUUUGUAUAACU
Molecule: messenger RNA, 1407 nt
Organism: Cuscuta campestris
Lineage: Eukaryota; Viridiplantae; Streptophyta; Magnoliopsida; Solanales; Convolvulaceae
Source: the annotation of a GenBank genome assembly